Molecule: messenger RNA, 417 nt
Organism: Staurois parvus
Lineage: Eukaryota; Metazoa; Chordata; Amphibia; Anura; Ranidae
Source: the annotation of a GenBank genome assembly
CACAAAUUAAGUUACAUCGUUCACAGCAGCAUUGACCCAAUGAGUAUGAAGAAGUUCCGCAUUGAUCCUAACACCGGCACACUCUACACAGCAGAACGGCUGGAUCAUGAAACCCAGGCCCAUCACACUCUCACCAUCAUGGUGAAAGAUCAGGAGUUCCCGUACCGCCGCAAUCUGGCUAGAGUUAUGAUUACAGUGGAAGAUGCUAAUGACCAUAGUCCGUAUUUCACCAGCCCGCUGUACGAGGCCUCCGUGUUUGAAUCUGCUGCUAUCGGCUCUGCUGUUAUACAAGUCACUGCCCUGGACAGAGACAAAGGAGAAAAUGCAGAACUUAUCUAUUCUAUUGAGACAGGUAACACUGCAAACACAUUUAAAAUUGAGCCAGUAUUGGGCAUCAUCACUGUUGCCAAAGAACCA